GGCUUAGCCACCAACCUUGUCAGAAUGGCCCACGCAUCUAAAACGACUCUCUUUCGUUCCCGCUUGGCCAAUAGCUUGGAUGCAUUGGCCCGACAAGCUGUGAGGAUGGAAGUGGUGGAAGUACCAUUGUCGGCAAAGGUUGAUCAGAACAGAGCUGUUCUGAAUCUUUGCAGCAGCGAUUUGCAGAACUCGGACGGGCAAGAAUUGAUUUUGAGCAUGCUCAACAAUGAUUGGGGCUGCCCUUUGAACAAUGGUUCUUUGCUACACUUCUGCAAGCCAAAUUGUUGCAAGACAAAAGAGGACUUCCAGUUCAAAAUGCGGCAGGCGCUCGAG
Messenger RNA from Durusdinium trenchii, 333 nucleotides. The record is from the annotation of a GenBank genome assembly. Lineage: Eukaryota; Dinophyceae; Suessiales; Symbiodiniaceae.